AUGUACAAUUCUCGUAAUAUGGCUUCAACAGCGCUCAAGCGCUUGAUGACUGAAUACAAAGGUACUAUCUUAUUUAAAAAUAAAAUAUCAAAGUUGAAUACUGAGUUAUCUCUGUCUUUUACAGAAUUGACACUGAACGCACCCGAAGGGAUAACUGCAGGGCCCAUAAACGAGGAAUCCUUUUUCGAAUGGGAAGCGCUUAUAGCCUUAACCGUUGAAUUUGAAAUUUCAAGUGGGCCUGAAGGAACGCCUUAUGAAGGUGGUAUCUUUCCUGCAGUGCUCCGAUUUCCAUCUGAUUAUCCAUUGUCACCUCCAACCAUGAAAUUUACAUGCGAUAUGUUUCAUCCUAAUGAUGGAAUGGUUUGCAUAUCAAUUCUUCAUCCACCCGGUGACGAUCCGAACAUGUAUGAAAGCUCUUCUGAGCGUUGGUCACCAGUUCAAA
This is a messenger RNA of Racocetra persica, 442 nucleotides long. The record is from the annotation of a GenBank genome assembly. NCBI's taxonomy places the organism in Eukaryota, Fungi, Glomeromycota, Glomeromycetes, Diversisporales, Gigasporaceae.